AGCCAGAAUACCCCUCCCCGAGUGAUUUUUUUUUUUUUGGGGGGGCCGUCAAAUUCUCAGGAAGUUGCAAGGAGCUUCCAAAGCACACUCGAGGAGUCACAUAUCAAGAAGUAGGCCAAUUGGCCGCAAACACCAUGUUUCGUUCAGGGUUCUACCGAUAAUCCAGCUCUACGAUGCGGUCCAGCCUAUCGCGCAGGGUGUGCCGACAACUUGUGGCCUCCCAUGGCUUCACUUCGCCAGCCUGCGCCCUCUCCGCGCCGGGCCAUACCUCCCUCUCCCUGAGACCAACACGGCCCCGCCAUGGCUCGCUCACGCAUCUCUCACGAAGGACCUUUAUGAACAUGUGGAAGAAAGAGCCAAGAGAAGUCAAACAAGCAGGCUUCGAACCAGGCUUCACCACCUUUGUCGAUUUCCGCGCGCACUCGGUCGAGGGCACCAGACUACCUUCUGACGAGGAGCUGGUGCAGGCGUUCCGGGCCUUCUUCGACUCCAAACUUACGCACAGGCGGGCUGUCAACUCGUCUGAGGCUUUCGUCGCGCGUCUAGUCCUCGAACACCUGCAGUCGAUAAAGACGGAAGAGCUCGCGUUGACCCACCAGGACUUACAAAAGGCCCUGGGCGCGAUUGCAACGCCGCGGUCCAAAGGAAUUUCUCGCGACCACAGUGAGAUUGCUACUAUCUUGUAUGAUGGGAUCAAGGCCACAAGAACUGGUUCUAAGAAUCUCAGGCCGGAAGAAGAUGCACGCCAAGAAAUAAAUUCGGCGGAUCUGGAACUCUACAUUACAGCACUGACUAGAUUCGGCGGGUCGAGGAAGGCAUCACAAGUCCUGUCGAGCUUACAGGGCUUCAUGCGUCACUCCAAGCUGAUUCAGUCCGACAAGCUGUCGAGGCUUCACAUGCUGGUUCUCCGGGGGAUCGCCACAGAGCGGCAGGAAUCACCCGAAAUAUAUGCAAAACAGUUGGAAGAUCUCGGCUUUGAGUACACUUCAGAAUUCCACGAGAUAAUGACAACAUUCUUCGCUGAAACGGAGAGCGACGCCGACGGACAGCUCCACGAAUGGUUCAAGAGACCGAUCGUCGGGGGCAAGAUGGCAAGGCCAGAGUCCUACAUGAGUCUGAUUAGAUUUUCUUUCAGAACAAGUUGUCAGCCAGACUGGCUGCAGGUGGCUAUGCAGGAUCUUUGCGACUCGAAUCCACCAAAGCUCUGGUGGGAUGUUGUUCUGAAGUGGGCUGUAUACCAGGGCAAGGACAUCAACCAUAUCAGACACAUGAUUGAUGUCAUUGUGCAGUUGAACCCAGGCAAUGAGUAUGUCAGGGCAGACAUUUUCACCAUCAAUGGUUUGAUUGAGGCCGCGGUCGAGACCAAGAACGCUCUCCUUGCCGAAAGGGCGAACGCUCUGGCUUCUGAGAUGGACCUGAAACCAAAUGUGAGAACGUUUGCGCUUCUACUCGAGGCGCGUAUGAUUGGGCAUGACAGGACCGGCGCCGCCUCCGCCUUCGAAGAUCUGAUCCACUGUGGCCGCUUACAAUCGGGGUCAAAAAACGUGGAUACCGUCAAUUUGUAUCUAAGGCAUCUGUGCGACGCAGACUCCACGGACUCUCGGAGGAUCGUCGACGUUCUGGGUCUUGUCGAAAGCCAGCAGGGCGAACUGAAGCCCGACACAGUGGUGGCAUUGUGUCUAAGGUUCCUGAGGGACGAUAAAACCAUGGAGGUCGUGGAUACAUUGGGGCUGCACCUGAAAACGUUCAGCAUGGACGAGCGGCGAAUCGUCCGGGAAGCUUUCUCGAGAUAUUGCCUUGACAAGGCUGUAAGCACUGCAAGGGCAUGGGAUGGCUACUCGCUCAUGCGCCAGUUCUUUCCUGAGACGUCAAGACAUGAGCGGGUCCAGCUCAUGGAGGGUUUCUUUGGCCGCAAACGUGCCGAUAUGGCCUCUCACAUCUUCGGACACAUGCGUGCCCAUCCCGAUGAGAGUAUCAGACCCGACCUCGACGCCUAUGUUCUCUGUCUCGAAGGCCUAGGCGCAGUUCCCGACGCAGAGAGCCUGGGCAUGAUCCACAAUAUGUUCAAGAUGGACACGAUGAUACAGCCCAACGUGAGGCUAUUCAACGCCUUCAUUAUUGCUUACACCGGCUGUGAUGAGCCACGGAGAGCUUUUGACUUUUGGCAACAGAUCUCGAAUCUCCCGGAAGGUCCGACUUACACGAGUCUGGAGCUGGCCUUCCGAGCCUGUCAGAAGAUGCCGUUUGGGUACGACAGGGCCAAGGUCAUCUGGGAGAAGAUGCAAAGGCUGGAGGUUGAGAUACCCGAAAGAGUCUAUGAUGCGUACAUGUUGAUGUUAGCCGGCCAGGGGCAGCUGGACCAGGUCCAGGAUAUGUUGCUCUCCAAGGCGGUUGAGUACAGCAGCAAGCUCACUCCUCGCCUAACCAGGCUCGCAUACAUUUUUAACGCAAUCCCGUUCCCGCAUUUCCAGCAAGCCUACAAAGACUGGGCAUCGUUAGAAUUCCCAGAUAAAUGGGAAAGGAUCAACAAGUACAAGAUGACGAAGACAGUGGAGGGCACGGAUCGGAUCUCCAUCGCAGCCGAGAGGCUUAAGGCUUGA
Messenger RNA from Cryphonectria parasitica EP155, 2600 nucleotides. RefSeq lists its product as uncharacterized. NCBI's taxonomy places the organism in Eukaryota, Fungi, Ascomycota, Sordariomycetes, Diaporthales, Cryphonectriaceae. The transcript is spliced from 3 exons. Bases 174 to 2600 code for a protein of 808 amino acids. Gene Ontology annotation, molecular function: protein binding. The record is from RefSeq and is a predicted model, not a curated record.